This is a messenger RNA of Phaeodactylum tricornutum CCAP 1055/1, 1266 nucleotides long. It is a transcript of the gene GDCT, whose product is annotated as glycine decarboxylase t-protein. Gene Ontology annotation, cellular component: mitochondrion. Lineage: Eukaryota; Bacillariophyta; Bacillariophyceae; Surirellales; Neidiaceae. The record is from RefSeq and is a predicted model, not a curated record. The coding region runs from base 1 to 1266 and encodes 421 amino acids. Gene Ontology annotation, molecular function: protein binding; aminomethyltransferase activity. The transcript has 2 exons. Gene Ontology annotation, biological process: glycine catabolic process.
AUGUCCACCCGUCUUAUUGCUAAAUUCAAGUCGUCGUUGACGACUCGUGCUACGCUUCGUAAACCUGCACUUUGUGUCCCCCCGUCUCGAUCAUUUGCGGCAGAGUCAGAAAAUCUGGUCAAGACUGCCCUGUACAACGUACACAAGGAUCUAGGGGGAGACAUGGUGCCGUUCGCGGGAUACGAGUUGCCUGUCCUGUAUAAGGGUGAAAAUGGCGGAGUUAUGAAGGAGCAUUUGUGGUGCCGGGCAGACGGGAAGGCUUCGCUUUUUGACGUUUCUCACAUGGGACAGAUCCGCUGGCACGGCAAGGAUCGUGUCGCCUUUCUAGAACGCGUCGUCGUGGGUGACAUUGCCAGUCUCAAGGAAGGCAUGGGAUGCCUUUCCUUGGUAACAAACGAAAAAGGAGGAAUCAUCGAUGACACCGUCAUUACUAAUGCGGGCGAUCAUGUUUUCAUGGUUGUGAACGGAGCAACUAAGUUUGGUGAUAUGAAGCAUUUCGAAGAACAAAUGGCUGUGUUUGAUGGCGAUGUCACGAUGGAGUACUUGGAGGACAGCAUGCAGCUUUUAGCGGUACAAGGUCCUGGUGCCGCUGCAUCGGUUGCCAAGCUUUUACCCUCUGACUUUGACAUGACCCGCAUGCCGUUUAUGAGCGGACGCCCCACAACUUUGGAUGGUGUCGACGGAUGCCGCAUUACUCGAUGCGGAUACACCGGCGAAGACGGAUUCGAAAUCGCUAUGCCUACUGAACAUGCCGUCUCGAUCGCUUCCAAGCUAAUGGAAGAUUCUUCCGUCAACCCCACUGGUCUCGGUGCCCGGGAUUCGCUUCGUCUUGAAGCUGGGCUUUGUCUCUACGGCAACGAUCUCAAUGAAGACAUCACUCCCGUCGAAGGCGUGCUAGGUUGGACUUUGGGACCUGCCAAAAGCCGCCGUCGGACAGAAGGUGGUUUCCUCGGGGCCGAACACAUUUUAACCCCGGAUGGCAAGCUGCAAAAGGUCAAUCGCAAACGCGUCGGUAUUAUGGGUAUGAAGGCCCCAGCCCGGGAUCAUACGGAGAUUUUUGACGAAAACGGUGAAAAUAAGAUUGGCGAAGUCACUUCUGGUACCUUCAGUCCCUGCCUCAAGGCACCUAUCGCCAUGGGCUACGUUGAGACGGCCAGUGCCAAAGCUGGUACACCGAUAAUGCUCAAGAUCCGCAAUAAGAUGCAAAAGGCUGAAAUUACAAAGAUGCCUUUUGUGGAGUCGCGGUACUACCGCGUGCCGGAGUAA